Mobula hypostoma (lesser devil ray) is the source of this 2382-nucleotide messenger RNA. RefSeq names its product suppressor APC domain containing 1 (gene sapcd1). The transcript is spliced from 5 exons. Lineage: Eukaryota; Metazoa; Chordata; Chondrichthyes; Myliobatiformes; Myliobatidae. The record is from RefSeq and is a predicted model, not a curated record. The coding region runs from base 188 to 730 and encodes 180 amino acids.
GGAACGAGAUAGACUGCGUGAAGCUCGCUUUUUGUGCGGGAUCUCUGUCCGAUUAAGCGCUGGAACUUGUGUAACGUGCGCCCGACACGACCACUCACCUCUCUCCUCUGACCCAGAGGGUGACGGAAUAGCUUGGGUGGGGUGGAGAAGAGGGGAAACCCACCCACCCCCAACACUUCAUAUCGCCAUGCCCGUGAUACCUGCCUACACCCUUAUUAUUAUUCCUCUGCAGAGCAGAGCAGAUACCAGAAACUUCUACUUGUGGCUGAAGCAGAUGAAGGAACUCGAACAGCAGCGCGACGUGCUCUGGUACGGGUUGGAGAUGGUGGAAAGGGCACGGGACUGGUACCACCGGGAGAUUCGCAGCCUGUGCCACAGGCAGGACCACGGCAGCGGGAGUUCAGGAGAUGAGGAAUACACGCUUAAGUAUUUCCCAGACCGUGCCAGCCUCCUUCUGGACAAAAUCCAACAUGCCAACGUCUGCCUCCGCAGCUUCAUUUCCUGUGCAGAACUGGUGUUGCAGCCUCCCGACUUCACUGAGAUCUCCUGCAGUCAGCGCCCACGGAGGAGGGAGAGUGACCGAUCCCACCAGCAGGCUGUGGCCUUACUGAAGCAGCAGAACCAGCUGCUGACCAAGGAAGUGUCAAGGAAAAGACAGUGGAUCGCGCAGCUGGAGAAGGAGAACUCAACACUGAUCAGACGGCUGCUGGACGCCCAUUUCCAGUACUAGGCUCACCCAGCAUGUGCUGGAAGUCUGGAAUGAAGUGGAAAAUGUGGUGGGACCGUCGAGGGGAGCACGGGAACUCUGGGAUAAUUGGGUGCUGAGGCAUUUUUCGCGACACUUUGGCCAAUUGCGACGACUUUAGGAGCCCGCCCAUUGACAGUGGCUGACCAAUGGACCCCACUCCCCCCCCUCCCCCAUUCAUAAAACCAUGGGCUGGAAUUUCAUGUUGUCACAAUUGCAGGUUGCAAAAUCUCAGUUGAAAUGUGAACAUACAUCAACAGGCAUUUACCGCACAGUUACAAGAACACCAAGUGGCCCAGGAUGGCUCCUCCUCCUGUACAGUACAUUAUAGCCCCACAUGUGGACAGGUGCAUGGGUAGAGUCAUAGAUCAAUACAGCAAAGAUACAGGCCCUUUGGCCAUCUAGUCCAUGCUGGCCACGGUGCCCACCCAGCUAGUUCCAAUUUCCUGCUUUUGGCCCAUUAUCCCUAAAAGCCCUGUCCCUCUAUGUCCUGACUUGUCAAAUGAUACUAUUGCACCUGCUUCAACCCCUUCCUCUGGCAGCUCCUUCCACACCUGACCAUCCACCCUGGGCAGAAAAAGUUUUCUUGUCAGGUCUCUUUUAAAUCUUUCCCCUUACACCCCUGAGAAAUAGACUUUUAUUGUAUACCAUUCUUUUACAUUCUGAAACAUUUUAUUGUAUUUCUUUGUUUUUGUGUAAAUGUCUGUAAGAAAACGAAUCUCAAAGUAGUAUCUGGUAACAUUUAUGUACUUAGAUAAUAAAUUUGCAUUGACUUGGACUACAUUCAUUUCCCUCGCUCAAGUCUCAUCCCUUUCUCUGGUAGAUCAGAUUCACCGAUCUCUACAACACCAUUCCCAGAUUCCAGGAACUGGUAAAUUAAAAAAAAAAGUAACAAAAUCUCCCCAUCGUUCUUUUGCCAGCACUUUUAGAUCUCUGUGCUCUAAUCACUGAACACCAUUUCUCCCUCCCCUCCAUGAGAUCACUUAGAACAUUUCUGCAAGAAUAACAUUUCUGCCUCAAACAAAGGGCUAAAAAUACUCAGCAGGCCAAACAGCAUUUGUGAGGAGGGAACCUGUUUCAUGUCCAUUCUGAUCACCUUGUUAUAGGAUGCAUGUUGAGGCAUUAGAGAGGAUGCAGAGGUCCAUAGAUCUCUCACAGUUGUCAUGUAUGUUGAUAGCUUAGAAGGAGCAUGAUGUGUUGGCCUUCAUUAGUCAGAGGAUUGAUUUCAACAGCUGCUGUUAAUAUUGCAGCUCUGUGAAACUCUGGUAAUGCAGCACAUGGACUAUUGUGCUUAGGUCUGGUUACCUGAUUACCGGAAGGACAUGGAAGCUUCUGAGAGGGUGCAGACAAGAUUUACCAGGAGGCUGCCUGGAAAGGGAGCAUUUCUUAUGAGGAUGGGUUGAGUGAACUAUGGCUUUUCUGUUUGGAGAGAAGGAUGUUGAGAAGUCACUUGAUAGAGGUGUACAAGAUGAUAAGAGGCAUAGAUAGAGUGGACAGCCAGAGACUGGGCAGUACAGGGACUGUAGGUUUGCCAGGACAAGCCCUACGUCACUUAGCUAAAAAAUAGUCGCAGUGCAAUCACUCGAGUAGAGUAUGCUGUUCUUCCAAGGGGUUAAUUCCCAUACUGGAGAGGUCUG